Messenger RNA from Lolium perenne, 678 nucleotides. NCBI's taxonomy places the organism in Eukaryota, Viridiplantae, Streptophyta, Magnoliopsida, Poales, Poaceae. The record is from RefSeq and is a predicted model, not a curated record.
AUGGAGAAUAAUGAGGAUGCAGAGAUGGAGAACAAUGAGCAGUCAUCGAACCAAGAAAACACAACACGAGAAACUGGCGAGCACAACGACAUUCCUCAGACUGAGGACAAUGAUCCAUAUGCAGAUAUACAGCCUCCACUACUUGCAAUAACAAAAGGAAGCAAGACUACAGAUGCUGCAAGGAGGAAUGGAAAAUGCAAACCCCCUGCACCUGCCCGUCCGGAACCAGAACUAGAUGAAUACGGGAGACCGAAAGACAUUCCAGAGAAUGAUGAAGAGGAAAAACUGGACACAGAUGAGGGUGAAUGCUUCGAAGAUGAGACGGAUGAUGAAGAAUAUGAGCAAGAAGAUGAGGAUGAAGAUAUCACUGAGCAAGAAGAUACACAGAAAACACCAGAUGUGGAGAGCAAACUGCAAAACUUAAAUAAAACGGGAGGACAAAGGAAAUGCAGCGUGUGCAACCUAAGGCUAGGACACUACGCGUCAACAUGCCCCAACAGGGAAAAGAUACUACAACAACAGAUUGUUGAACGACAAAGAAGUGAUGGUGCAACAAUGAAACCAAAAGGGGUGAAAGCUUGUGGUACAUGCAAUAAGAUAAGGGGACACAACUCUAGAACUUGCGCAAGAAGGCAGCUUGAGGAACAGCUAUUACACUCGCAGUCCAACGAAAAAUGA